Messenger RNA from Colletotrichum graminicola M1.001, 1482 nucleotides. RefSeq lists its product as uncharacterized. Lineage: Eukaryota; Fungi; Ascomycota; Sordariomycetes; Glomerellales; Glomerellaceae. Bases 1 to 1482 code for a protein of 493 amino acids. The record is from RefSeq and is a predicted model, not a curated record. The transcript has 3 exons. Gene Ontology annotation, molecular function: Arp2/3 complex binding. Gene Ontology annotation, biological process: actin cortical patch localization; actin cortical patch assembly; endocytosis. Gene Ontology annotation, cellular component: actin cortical patch.
AUGGCCGAGUUUGACGUUUACGAAUCCCUUGAAACCCAACACCAGUUUUGGGAAGAGCUCGACGACGUCGUCACGACCCAAUACCAAUCGCACGAUUUGAUCGACGAGACCCUAAGGGCUUGGCUAUACCUUACUUCGAGGUUCAGAGACAAGUUUCCCGAAAUUGAGGACGAUGUCGCCAUCUGUUGCGAGAAGCUGCUGCAAUGCCAGUUGUUUCAAGACAAUAAGGACUACAUCCGGACCCAAAUCAUCUACAGUUUGCUUCAGGAGGAUGACCCUUCAUCGCUGCACGCCAUCGUGCUAUUUCUGCUGCUCGACGGCCAUGCCGACGAGUCCACGUACUCUCACAUGAUCGAGGAGGCAUGCUUCCCUCGCCUCCUCGAGCUGAUCAACGGUCGCAAAGACAAGGACCUGAGGCUACAUCGCCUACUACUCGAGCUGAUGUAUGAGAUGUCCCGAAUCGAGCGCUUGCGCACAGCCGACCUGCUGCAGGUGGACGACGGCUUCAUCGCGUAUCUCUUCCAGACAAUCGAGGAGCUUUCCAAUGACGUUCACGACCCGUAUCACUAUCCCAUCAUACGUGUGCUGUUGGUACUGAACGAACAAUACAUGCUCGCGUCCACCGACGUCGCCGCCGACCCCACGUCCCCAAACGCCCCCCUCACGAACAGGGUCAUCAAGUGCCUUAGUCUACACGGCGACUCAUUCCGCACAUUCGGAGAGAAUAUCAUUCUGCUGUUGAAUCGCGAAACCGAGACAUCUCUGCAGCUCCUGAUCCUCAAACUCCUCUACAUUUUGUUUACAACCAAAGCCACCUACGAAUACUUUUAUACCAACGACCUCAAGGUUCUCCUCGAUGUUAUCAUUAGAAACCUGAUGGACUUGCCGGACGAGAAGAUAUCGUUGCGCCAUACGUACCUUCGCGUCUUAUACCCGCUCUUGGCGCACACGCAACUGGGCCAUCCGCCUCAUUACAAACGCGGCGAGAUCCUCAAGGUCUUGAGAAUCCUAGGCGGUUUCGGCAACUCACACUUUGCGCCCGCUGACGAGACUACAGUGAGGCUGGUCGAUCGAGUCUCCAAAGUGAAAUGGUUGACCGACCAGGAGUCUUCCGGUGAGGCGGAGGUGGCUCGAAAGUUCUUGGGCAUCAGUCUCUCUCGCUCGCAGACUGCCAGCAGCGUUAGUGUGGUCGACGUCGCGGCCGUCAUGGAGAAACCCGGCGUUAUCACCCCGAGUCGCAGGGCCGAAGCAGACGCGGAAGCCAAGCAGGGAGAGGUAAAGGCUGGACCAGACGCGGUGCGGCCGAAGAAGCCGCUGCCCGAAGUACCGAAACAUCGACACGGUGUUCCUGUCGGGCCGACGUCGACGUUGCAUUUCAAUGGACACAAGAAGAUACCACCCAAAGCGCCGCCACCACGGCGGCGGACAAAACUGAAACCCAUCGAAUCGGUGGCGGAUAAUUCUCCUACGCCUGAUGGCUGA